CACGGAGGGUAGAGUAUAAGUCAGAAGAAUCACUCGAAGGUUUUAUGAUGUCCUCGCGGGUACUCCACACUCCAUACAUGAAGUAAAGGAAAAGAACUGGCGUCGAUGCAAUACAGUCCAUCUGUAGACUCGUCAUGCCGACUCUAUCAAAUGUCACAAACGCCUGGGGAAUCAUAUUCUGAUCUCGACCUGCUCCUGAGGCAUCAACCUCAGAUAAACGCAGUAGAUAUCAAAUUAAAACGGGGAAACACGGUGGUCUUCCCCCCCAGGCCCAACCCUACCGCCCAACCAGUCUUUCCCGCAAGGAAAAGUCCUUGUGGUCCAGCAUGGUCAGUCGGCCGGAGACAGUCGUUGGGACCACUGGCAAGCCCAGGACCGUGUCCGGCCUCCCUCUAGGGCCAGUGUAUUUGCUGUUCUACGUCAGUAUGGUUAGAGCUCGUAACUUCUUAGCUUCGUAACGUCGUAACGUCGUCC
This is a messenger RNA of Aspergillus glaucus CBS 516.65, 474 nucleotides long. RefSeq lists its product as uncharacterized. The record is from RefSeq and is a predicted model, not a curated record. The transcript has 2 exons. NCBI's taxonomy places the organism in Eukaryota, Fungi, Ascomycota, Eurotiomycetes, Eurotiales, Aspergillaceae. The coding region runs from base 106 to 396 and encodes 96 amino acids.